AUGCGUAUAACGUUCAUUGUGAUAACCGUGAUUUUCGCCUUCCUCUCGGCGGAAGCCACUCCGCAUCAUUCCAUCGCAGUUCCCAAGUCGUCUCAUAUUCCGGCCAAAGCCACUCCUCUGGACGGUUUCAUCGCAGUUCCCAAGUCGACUUCCACCAGCAUUUCCUGUUCUGAGGUGGGCGAUCCUACUGUUGAUUCUGCGACCCGCUGGCAAAAGUCGGGAGCAGAUAAUGCCUUAAUAAAGGCGAUACAGUACUACCAUAAUCAAAGCUCGCAGGCUGGCAGUCAGACAUUCUCUCGAGCGGUAUCUCAUUACUUCAAUGGUCCUGAGAACUACGAUUGUCAAUUGGUCGAUAGUCCGUGUAAUGCGGGUGUUUCGAAAUGUGAGACUGUAACCAGCCCGGCUGGAUGGUUGAUCCUCAAUUCUUUUGCCAAUUUUCAUAACCUUUGGAGCAAUGUGAACACAGCCCUUAAGGAUGCAGAGGCCGACAUAACCCCACAGCUUGGGACUUUUACAUCAACAUUUGCUCCUCCAGUCAAGGACAAUUCCGAGAUGGAAAAGAUCCUUUUUGAUAUUAGCAAUAUCCUACUCUCUGUGCUUAACGCUUAUGUUGGAUUCGAAGCGGGCUUUGUUGAAAACAAGGUCCUAGGAAAUGGAAUAGACAAAGGUACCUCUGCCUUUGUCGGUAUCCUCAGUGGAGUUCAAACUAUAGGAAAGGAUCUUUUACCAGCCGCUGAGCAAGAGCAAAUUAAUGAAGGACAGCUUGGAACAGCCUUGUCGGAAAUCACUAAUGCCAUGCAGAAAAUCUACUCGCUCAUGGUAGCGGAUUUUAGUGAGAAGGGUAUUUUCGACUCUGCAUCUCCAGCCAUCAACGUUGAGGAAUUAUUCUUCAAUGGCACAUGGGUUAAUUCGACUCUCUCAACCAUCGACAAUCGAGACCUUAAAAUCGACUUCGAACAUGCUCUCUAUGGCUUAUUGGCUGAAAGGGCUUGGAGAUUAACCUCAGAGCUUUACCCGACUGUGGUUGUCCCGGAGUACCUACCGGGAGGCGACACAAAUACUCUCACUGGUGACAGCGGGACGUGGGGAGGGUUGACCAUUGACGAUAUUGCUAUUAGCUCCUAUACCGGCUUCAUGGCUAACGGCGGUCAACCAGGGUACCAGAUGCCCAAUACCACAAAUAUCAUUGACAAUGGACAAAUCAAUACCAAUCCAUUCCCCCUACAAGAUGGUGUCAGAACCCCAGGGUUCUUUAAUAUCCCUACUUGCACUUUUGACACUAUGUUUUCAAUGCUCGAAACUAAAGAUGUGAGACAGCCAAAGUAUUUCCACUUAUAUGAUGCGGCUAACAUCGUUUCUAGUCUUCUUACAACAACCGUGGUCCCAAUUGGCCUUGUCAACCCUGAGACGUGCUCUUCAUAUGCUCCUACUCACAGGAAAAUCGUGUCUGUUUAG
Penicillium cataractarum is the source of this 1455-nucleotide messenger RNA. RefSeq lists its product as uncharacterized. The record is from RefSeq and is a predicted model, not a curated record. The transcript has 5 exons. Lineage: Eukaryota; Fungi; Ascomycota; Eurotiomycetes; Eurotiales; Aspergillaceae. The coding region runs from base 1 to 1455 and encodes 484 amino acids.